Frieseomelitta varia is the source of this 1997-nucleotide messenger RNA. RefSeq names its product transmembrane protein 47. The record is from RefSeq and is a predicted model, not a curated record. The transcript has 5 exons. Gene Ontology annotation, cellular component: membrane; cell-cell junction. Gene Ontology annotation, biological process: cell-cell adhesion. Bases 508 to 1182 code for a protein of 224 amino acids. Lineage: Eukaryota; Metazoa; Arthropoda; Insecta; Hymenoptera; Apidae.
CACGUACGCGCACUGCGCCACGACCUUUAAUGGGCGCAGCUUCCCUGGAACCCAAUUACUCCCUUAACUUCGGAUGGAAACCGUCUCCGCUUGAUUCUCCUAGCUGAACGAUAUUUUCUCAACUUUUCUUCAGUGAAUAAACCGAUACAUGGUUUGGUGAAUAAAUCAGCGAAGUAUAAUUCGAUAAAUUGCGUGACGUUCGAAGCGGGAACUUGAUUAAAAAAAUUAUUUGUAUCGAACAAAAAUACGUACGUAUACGGGAAACACGAGCUGUGUUUACCCUGGAGGUGUUCGUCGUUUGGAACAGUUCCAUGUUCUUGAAUUGUUUAUAAAUGUUUCCUCGGCGUCUAUUGAGGGUGAUGCUCGGAAGAUUGUACGAUGUCCCGUAAAUGGUAUUUGUUGAAGAAACCAAAGGAAGUGUGAAGAGUUCGAGAGCCCUUUAAUUAGGUACUAGGUUUCUCGGCUUUGUCCGCUGGGAUAUCUUAACAGUGUACGCUACGAUCUACGAUGAUCAUGUAUACAGUCGCGGAAGAUCACAUGGGCGAUACUGAAAUCGCACAGGUGAUAGCAUUUAUAUGUGGAAUAAUAGUAAUAUUAUUGAUGAUAAUGGGCUUAGCCUCUACAGACUGGUUAAUGGCAUUAGGAUGGAGACAAGGUUUAUUUGCACAUUGCAUUGAAGAAGCAGCACCUACACCCUUACCAUUUAAUGUACCAGAUUCAGCAGGCUGUUUUCAAGCUAGAGACGUUGCUUAUAUAAAAGCAGCUGCUGCCUUAUGUGUCGUAUGCCUAAUAACAGAUAUUGCAGCAACAAUUCUGACUGGUCUUGGUUUGAGGUCACAAGAUAAUCGUGACAAACACAAAUAUUAUAGAUUUGCAGUUUUCUGCAUGGGAUUUGCAUUGGUAUCACUCCUAAUAGCUUUAGUAAUAUAUCCAGUGUGUUUUGCCGCGGAACUUAACUUUGGAAACCGACCCAUGUGGGAAUUUGGUUGGGCAUAUGGAGUGGGUUGGGGUGCAGCUAUAUUUUUGUUCGGUGGAGCAGUGUUGUUACUAUGCGAUAAGGAAAGCGAAGAAAUUUACUAUAAAGAAAGAAAAAUCGUUCGCGAUGAUAUCGGCGGUGGCGGUGGCGGUUCUAUGAUUGGUAUGGGACAUCAUGGUGGACGAAGUGGGACGCAAUUAGCCUAGUGGCAUUGCUCCCUGCCCGACGUUGUUCUCUAGGUGAUUAAUUUCUUCUUUUUCUGUCCUCACCAUUUGAUACAUUUGUGGAGAAAAACGUACACAUGUAUAAGAGUGAAUGGUUUUUAUAUAUAGUCUACCUGUUACACCAGCAUGUAUUGGACAUAAUUAUCACAUUAUCAUUGAUAUAGGAUGUACGAAACAUCUUAUCAACGAAAAUAAGGUUCGUAAAUGACCGAGACUUGAUUAAUUCGUUCGUGGGUUACCAAUUUCCAAUUUCACAUAGUAACAAUUUCGGGACCAUUGCUCCAUUUAGUUUAUUACAACAUUACAUUAUAUUGUAUAAUUACAAAUAUUUUUUAUGUAGUAUAUUUACACUUUCUUUUUUAAUUUGUUAAUUCAUUUUUUAUACCAUUAUUACAAUGGUAGCAUUAAUGCUGCGUUAUUUUUACUUAUGAAACACUAUAACAAAGUCGCAAUCAGUUUUGUUUAUUUAAAGUAAAUUCACUUCAUUCAAUCAUUAAAAUGAUUUUGAAGUUUUAAUUUCGUCCAGUUAUUUACAAUUUCUGAUAAUAAUUCAAUUUUUAUUAUGCCUGUAUCAAUUACACUAUUGGUUAACACAAAAAAAAAAAAAUCAUUUGGUUAACUGAAAAUGAUUUUUAUCGUUCGGAAAUAGUAAACAGUACCGAAGUACUUAAAUAAAAUUUUAUAUUUCUUUAUUUGUAAAGACUUAGGCAAAGAUUUCCGUAAUAAAAAGUUAAAAAAUUUAUGAGUAAUUAAUAUGAUCAUAAAAUCAGACACUGCCUGAUCUUUAGUCAAAUUAC